AUGUAUAAAUUAUAUAUUUCAAUCACGAUAUUAUUAUUAGUGAUUGUUUCAAUUCAUGCGAAGUCUGUUUUACGAAAUGGUCUUCCAUCAAGAUAUCAUGUUAGUGGUGUUAUUCAAUUGCCUUAUGCAGAAAUAAGUGAACCAUUUGAAUCAUGGAUUGAUGUUCAAGCUGGAUUUUCACGUAUUGAUUAUUAUGGCGGUGCAGCAAAAACUAUUCAACGAAAAGGACAAAAUAAUCAAGAUUUCGGUGCUAAUUAUAAAAUUGUACCAAUAUCUGAUGAAGUCACAUUAAAUAAAAUCACAUGUUUUCAAUCUAAUGGUUCAAAAGAACAAUUAAUGGAUGUUCAACAUACUAUACCAGAUAUAAAUUCAUUUGAAGAUUUGGGUCAAGCUGAAUGGCGUGGAAUAAAAUGUCAAAUGUAUCAAAGUAUUGAUCAAGAAGGUGAUAAAAAAUCUACCUAUACUUAUUAUAUUAAUGCUGAAACAAAACAUCCAGUACAUUAUGAAAUGUUUGGCUAUGAUACAUUAAUUGGUUCUCAUUUUGAUAAAUAUACAAUUGAUUAUUACAAUUAUGAUGAAAAUCCAAUUGACUCAAGUUUAUAUCAUAUUACUGAUGAAAUGACAUGUAUAGAAUUUCCAGAUUCAGAUAGUGAACAUACAUCACCACGUGUUUUAUUCAAUCCUAUGAGUGAAUAUAUGAAUCGUCACGGUGAAGAUUAUCUUCAAACAUCAUUUGAUGAAUUUAAAAAUAAACAUGGCUAUAAAUAUAAAGAUGAACAUGAACAUCGUCAUCGAUUGAAAACAUUUCGACAUAAUAAUCGUUAUGUAAAUACACAUAAUCGUGCAGGACUUUCAUAUAAAAUGAAAUUAAAUAAAUUUGCUGAUCGAACUGAUGAUGAAUUACGAGUACUUCGUGGUCGUCGUCAUUCAAAAGGUUAUAAUGGUGGUCUUCCUUUUCCAAUUGAAGAAUUAACACAAACUAAUCAAGCUAUUCCAGAUUCAAUUGAUUGGAGACUUAUGGGGGCUGUAACACCAGUUAAAGAUCAAGGUAUUUGUGGUUCAUGUUGGACUUUUGGUACAACAGGUGUUAUUGAAGGUGCUUAUUUUGUUAAGCAUGGAUCAUCAAUUCGUUUAUCUGAACAAGACUUAGUUGAUUGUUCAUGGGGUUUUGGAAAUAAUGGUUGUGAUGGUGGUGAAGAUUAUCGUGCAUAUCAAUAUAUUAUGAAACAUGAUGGAAUUGCUUUUGAAGAUAGUUAUGGUCCAUAUUUACAAGAAGAUAGUUUUUGUCAUCAUGAUACAGCAAUUAAAGGUGCUAAAAUUCUUGGAUAUGUUAAUGUUACUGAAACUGAUGAAGAAGCUUUAAAAAUUGCAAUUGCAAAGAAAGGUCCAGUUUCUGUUGGUAUUGAUGCUGCUCACAAAAGUUUUGUAUUUUACGCAAGUGGAGUGUAUUAUGAACCUGAUUGUGGUAGUAAACUUGAAAAUUUAGAUCAUGCUGUAUUAGCUGUUGGAUAUGGUACAUUAAAUGGUAAAGAUUACUGGCUUGUAAAAAAUUCUUGGUCAACAUAUUGGGGCAAUGAUGGCUAUGUACUUAUGUCUCGAAAGAAUAACAAUUGCGGUGUAGCUACAGCAGCAACAUAUGUUAUUGUUGCAUAA
Messenger RNA from Adineta steineri, 1653 nucleotides. Lineage: Eukaryota; Metazoa; Rotifera; Eurotatoria; Adinetida; Adinetidae. The record is from the annotation of a GenBank genome assembly.